Messenger RNA from Ostrea edulis (European flat oyster), 5945 nucleotides. Its product is annotated as tyrosine-protein kinase BAZ1B-like. The coding region runs from base 102 to 4646 and encodes 1514 amino acids. Gene Ontology annotation, molecular function: histone H2AXY142 kinase activity; protein binding. Gene Ontology annotation, cellular component: WICH complex. Lineage: Eukaryota; Metazoa; Mollusca; Bivalvia; Ostreida; Ostreidae. Gene Ontology annotation, biological process: chromatin remodeling. The record is from RefSeq and is a predicted model, not a curated record. The transcript is spliced from 34 exons.
ACGUGACGAAUUGCAGACGAAACCGCGAAGCUGCUUCCGCUCCUUCGCGCCAGAUUUCAAACAACGGCGAAUAUUGAUGUAAUUAAUGGUAAGAAAGGACAAUGCCGCUAUUUGGUAAGAAGAUAUUUAGUAUUGUCAAGUCUAUAACCGAUAAACAACCGAAUGAGACCAUCUUCACGAUACCUCACACUAAGGAACAGUUCAGAUCUAAAGAGGAAUACACAAGGCGUCAGUCCUGGUAUAAAGAAAAAAUCUGGACAUGUAAAUGCACAGGACAUGUGAAUUUAACACAUGAAGAAGCAUGGAAUUCAGAAAAACAGGUCUUCAAAGUCUUGAAAAAUCAAUUCCAGUCCGUGUACCACAAACCAGUUCUACAGCUAGUCCAUCACAGUACACAGCCUCUUGAGAACAUUGUGGAUCAAGCUUGGCUGAAACUGCAACAAGUGCUCUGCAUUGGUGAAAGGGUGGUGCUAAAGAUAAAGGCUGCUGGCAAAACAAUUCAAGGGGUGAUUGUGAAAGUAGACACAGCUGGAUGCCAGGUGAAUCCCACCAGUAAUUGCAGCUCUCCAUCCAGUGACAAGGAAAACAAAGCUGAAGAAGGAAACUCUCCCAAGAAAUGGACCCCUCCCAAGUUACUACCGUACAAGUACAGCUUCCGAUUGGAUGGAGAAGACAAGAUUAUAAAUGCUGUUCCGGCUACUGAUCUUCAGAGAUUGGACAAACCGCCAUCUAAGGAGCUUAUUCGACUGUUCAUUCGAGCCAACUCAAUUCGGUCAGGACAGAACCCCACCAGCCCUUGGGUCGUUGAUGAAGAUAAAGUGAAGGAGUUCAGCCUACCUAGCAAAUUUAAUGACUUCUUCUUGUCACCAGUUAAGGUGGCAGAGGUGGCCAAGAAAGCGGAAGAAGAGAGAGCAAAGAAGCGAAAGUCCAAGUCUAAACAUGAAUCCUCCUCAGCCAAGAAAAUGAAGAAAGAUAAACACGAAGAAAAGACCAAAGACAAUAAAAAACAGUUGACUCUGUCUCCACUUAAGAAAAAAAUGUCCAAGUCCUCGGAUAGUGACAUUCAGAUCAUCACAUGUUCAGACUCGGAAAGUGAUGAGGAUAAGCCUCUGUCCAAGCUAAACAAAUCUAGUCCCUCCAAAAAGACUGCAGAGAGAAGUGAUAAAAGGAAACAGAAAGUAAAUAAACACAAAAAGGAAAAGAAAGAAAAACCUUUGAAGAAAGAAGGCAAAAAGAAAAAGGAGAAACACAAAUCAGACAGUGAGGAUGAACCUCUAUCCAAACUGAAGAAGUCGCCCUCUAAAAAGAGUAUGAAACAGAUGACAUUAUUUGAUCUGUCCAAGAACAGAGGGAUGAAAACUCCAGUGAAAAGGAAGAUGGGUUCCUUAAAAACACCAGAGAAGGGUACCAGAACACCAGAUCGACCAAUCAAAUCUCCGACUGCCAAGACGCCAGCCAUCGUUUCUAAAAUGGUCCGUGCCUUUAAACUAAAAGAGGAGGCUAAGCUGAAAGCACUGGCUAUUAAAGCAGCUAAACUACUGACCAUGUCACAGAUGAAGAAACUUCCCACAGAAGUUAAAGACAUGGUCAAUAAACGAUUUGAAUUCAUGCAAGAGAAGAAGAGAAUUGCCAACAUGUCUGAAGAGGAAAAGGCCAGGUAUCUGAAGGAGAAGAAAGAAAAGCAGAAGCAGGAACUGAAAGAGAAACAACUAAGGCUCAGACAGAGGUACGAGGAUCAAGAGUUGUCUGACCUGAAGCCUCUACCAGCACCAAAACUGGUGUCAACACCAGAGGGACUGCCCAACGAACUGUUCGGGGACAUCACCAUGGUGACUGAGUUUGUUAGCUGCUACUCUGGGCUACUGAUGCCUAAAGACGAUUAUCCAAUAUACACAGAUGCAUUGAUGAAGGCCUUGUGUAAUGGUAAGGAGGGUUUCCUGUACAUCAGUCGAGUGCUGGUUGUUUUACUACAGACCUUACUGCAGGACCAGAUCUCAGAGGAUUAUCAGGAGAUGAGGGUGUCUUUGAGCGACAUUCCCGUGAACCCCUAUACUGCCUCAGAAUUGGUGCGACUCUGUCUCCGAAGACAGGAUGUAGAGGAUCAGAGUACGAGCAACACCAGUGCAGAGACAGAUCUCGAGGAGGAAGUGCCAGAUGAGAUUAUUCAGCAGUUGGAGACCCAGGAAUUCUUCAUGCUGGACCCAGCGCAGAAAGUUCAGAUCCUGAAAGGUCUAUGUCUGAGGAUUAUGGGAACAUACUCAGUCCAGGAUUACAUGGAGGAAAAGCAACAGGAGGCCAGCAAACUCUGGAAAACAAAAUUAAAAGAGUUGAAAUCCAAAAAUGAUGCACUAAAAAAGGUGAAAGAGAAGCAGAAGGGAAUGGCGAAUGGAGAGGAGACAUCGAAGACCAGAGAAGGGGAGGGGGAUGACAAAGGCAAGCCUGAGGAUACCAGUCGGGAUGUUCUGAUUACCCAUUUUUACGGGAAACAGUCUGCGGAUAGUGACGGAUCUAAGCCGGGGACUCCUACACCUAUGGCUGUUGAUUCAGCUGAAGAAGGAGAUGACCUGGCCUCAGUGGUCAAAAGACGAAGAGUUACAACAGCACAGGCCAUGGCCGAAAAGAAGAAAAAAGAGGAAGAGGAUAGAAUCCGGAGGCAGAAAGAAGCAGAGAUAUACAAGAAAGAGGCAGAAAAGGAGAGAUUUGAGAAGAAAUUUUCAGAAGGGAUAGCCUUAGCUAAGGCUGUAUUAAGGCAGACUCCUAUAGGAAGUGAUCGGAACCACAACAGAUAUUGGGUGUUUUCUCAGACCACGCCAGGACUCUACAUAGAAAGAGGUUGGGUGACAGAUUACAUUGAAUAUAACGUCCAAAAGUCUCAGGAGUCGGACGAUUCUGAGGAUGACAUGGAGAUCACUGACGAGGGGCCUCUGUCGGAGUCACGAGCCCCUGCCGAGAAAACAGCCCCCAAAAUAGGACAGAAUCUGUGGUUUGCCUAUGACUCAGUCAAAGAUGUGGACUGCCUGAUAGACAGCCUCCACCCACAGGGGAUACGGGAAAAUCAUCUGAGGGCGGAGCUGAAAAAGAGAUACGAUAUUGUACACAAAGCUGUGAUAAGGGCUAACAGAACCAAUUUAGAGCUCAGGGAUUGUGAUGGAGAACAGGGUUUAAUAGAUGCUUAUAAGAAGACAUCGGAGUAUGAUGAAAAUGAGCCUCACUUUAAAAAGGAAUUGCUGGACACAGAGCUGAAGCUGAGGAAUGGAGGACUAGGAGGAGUGGACGAAUUUGCCAUCUGGGAGAAAAAACUGGAGACAUCCACAGAUAUUUCCAUGAUGGCGGAAUGUCUACUGGAAGUUCAGGAAAAUGUACUGGAGAAGUUUCGUCAAGGUAUCAUGACUGUCAGUAAAAAGAAGAUCCUGGUGAAAUCGGAGGACAACAGCGACUCGGAGGAAAAAGAGGAGGAGAUCUCGGUGUGUUUGGGGAUAUCUAAGUGGAGAGAGGCGGUGGAAAACGCCAGCACUGUGUCUCGACUUCAUGUCCUAAUGGGAAUCAUGGAUGCAAGCAUCAAGUGGGAGAAGUCAGCAGAAAAUGCGAAAUGCAAGAUUUGUCGUAAGAAAGGCGACGAUUCGGCUCUGCUCCUGUGUGAUGAAUGUAAUCAGGCAUUUCAUAUGCACUGUUUACGGCCAGCGCUGUUUCAGAUUCCCAAAGGGGACUGGCUAUGCCCAGCUUGUGAUCCAAAUCAUUCUAGAAGAAGAACUCGGGAUCUACCAAAGAGUUAUCGUGUAUCAGAUUCUUAUGAUGAAGGAAGUGAUGAGAGUGAAAUAGAACAUGAAGAGAAAUGUGUACAGUGUGGCCAUGAUGAAAAUCUAAUUUUCUGUGCCAAGUGUCCAGCUGCAUUCCACUUGGAGUGCCAUGAACCCCCUUUACGGCGACCUCCCAGAGGUCAGUGGGAGUGCAAUGAGUGUAAAACGGGGGUAAAAAGGUCAUCCAGAUCAAACACAGCCAGGAGAAUGGCAGUAAAGAAUAAAAGAGCCCCUCCUAAGCGGCGGAAUUACGAGGAGUCGGAGGGCAGUACAACAGAAGAGGAGGAGAGUGAAGUGGAAGGGACUCAUGAUAGUUCUGAUACAGAAGAGGAGGAAGCCCCACCUCCCAAGAAGUCACAACGCCGAUCGCAGGACGGGACAGCACGACGGGGCAGGCCUUCAAAGCAGAUGCAAAGCAGGGACAGGGGUGGGAAACGGUCCACAGAAGAGGAGGUACCUGCGUCACGUGCGGGGUCGUCACGACGGGCACCCUCAGAUUUAUCUAUAUGUGAACAGAUCGUAGCCAACACCAUGAAACAUAAAGCAUGCUGGCCUUUUCUAAAUCCUGUCAACAAGAAAGAGGUUCCUGAUUACUACCAGAUUAUCAAGCAUCCGCUGGAUUUCCAGAUCAUCAAAGAUCGUCUUCAGUGUUUGGUGUACGGGUCUCCUCAGGAAGUGAUGGAGGAUGUUAAGCUGGUCUUCAACAAUGCCGAGACGUAUAACAAGGAGGGAAGUGAGAUUUUGGAUUACAUGCAGGAAGUAGAGGCUUACUUCUCAGAUCAAAUGAGGAAACACCUCCCCACGUUCCCGUACUAUCGCCAGACCCUGACAAAUGGACACGCUGAUUGACAGAAUUCCUGACAGUAUAUCCAAGGUCUCUUAGUGAUUACCAAACUGACAAACAAGUGCUCCAGCUCUGUACUCAAUGUGUUUAUCUACAUAUAUGUAGUAGUGUAUAUGUGUAUGAAAGAGAGAAAAAAGACGGCAAGCUUUUAAAUGGCUUAGAAUUCCAGAUCUCUUCAUUAGAUAGACUCCCCAGACAAACUCGAUGAAGGAGAGUUGAUUUUUUGACAGGUUUAGUAAUGAAAUGUAUAAGAACUGAAACGAUUCACACCAAGUUGUAGGUGUAAAUGAACUCUCAUAAGAAUGCACUGUUUUCUGCAUUUUACAAAAGUUCAGGACUUUUGUUUGAAUGUAUUUUAUGUAUUACACAUGUAUUGCGUAAUUUAUUCAUUUUAAGAACAAAGUAUGUAGCUGGUAUGAAGUCAGCCUCUGUCUUUUUACUGUAUAAAUACUGUUUUAUUGAUAACUGGAUUGAGAUCGUCUUGUCUGUUAGUCACUCUAAUGAAUCAUGACACAAUUCCUUUUUAACCAUAUUAUUUUUCAUGGAUGGAAACUGAAAAACCUUAAGGAACCUUUGUACACUGCACAUAAAAAAGAUCUGCUUUUCAUUGACAAGGUACUACUUUAUACUCCCAUGAAAUGAUGGGUGCAUAUACAUUUACAUGUGUUACCCUUUUCCGCCCUUCUUCAUAAUUCAGUUUCCACUUAUUAUCUCUAUAUGGAUGCACAUUCAUUUGUAUAUAGAUACAUCAUGAGAAUUCUUAUUUGGUUUUCAUUAAAUAAUGUUUGACAGAGUUGUGCCCCUUAGACUUUGAAAAUUUCAAACUAUUCAAUGUUUCUGUAUUUUUCUAGAAUAAAGAAAUCGUGGGGUUUUUUGGGGUUUUUUUUUUUGUUUUGUUAAUUUGUGUACAAAGGUUCCUUAAACACAUUAAGUUUGGAUUGAUGUGACUGUGUGGUCAAGGUGCAGUAUCUUGUUAAAGAAAGUGGUAGUGUAAUGAUGUAUUGAAAUGACAAGUCUUGUCCCAUAUUUUUAUUUUGUAACGUGAAAAGUUUCUGAUAUGACAUUAAUUCUGUAAGUCACAAAUUAUUUUUUGUAAAAUAUAUAGUUGCACCAUGAUGCAAGUUUUUAAUAGGUUUGGCGUUGUACAAGUUAUUCUGUUCUUAUUCAUAACAAGAGUUUUAGACUGAAUAAAAUCAUCAUGAAGUAAACGAGGGAAGUCACUGAAAUUAUGCCACAUUGUAAAAAUGUAUGUUAAAUCUGUGGUAGAUGUUUGUUAAUUCUCUAAUAAAAUGUCAACAAGUCUG